Molecule: messenger RNA, 1557 nt
Organism: Malania oleifera
Lineage: Eukaryota; Viridiplantae; Streptophyta; Magnoliopsida; Santalales; Ximeniaceae
Product: glutamyl-tRNA reductase-binding protein, chloroplastic
Exons: 5
Coding region: 266-1234 (322 amino acids)
Cellular component (GO): chloroplast
Source: RefSeq, a predicted model, not a curated record
ACUCGCGGCGUCCCAAAAAUUCCUAAAAAAGGGCAAAAAAACUGCAGUGGUUCAAAUAAAAUGGAGAGAAAAUACAUGCUAUCAAUAUCAUCAUCGUCUUCGCUCUUCCGCCAACUCCAUCACCUCUCUCUCUCUCUCUCUCUCUCUCUCACACACACACACACACACACACACACAACCCGUUACAUUCCAUACUUCCUAAGCAAAUUGGUAUCAGAGCAUUCUAAUUGACGGUCUCAGCAGUGUUCGUUAUACUGUUCUUCAAAUGCAAUCUCUCACAACUCACCUUUUCCCUUCACUUUCCCACGUCUCAAAACCUUCACUCACUCGCUCAAAACCCGUCGCCAGACCCCAUUUCGCUCCUUCGAAGCCAAUCUCACUUCGCAAAACGUUGUUUCGGACCCUAAAAUGCUCGGUCUCUGUGGUAUCAGAGCCUACCCGUGUGGAAUUGGCAAAUGAUAAGCCAUUUCCAGCUGAGGUUUCAAGAACCAUAAUGGAAUUGUCCUCUGUGGGCACUCUUUCUACUCGGACCCAAGAAGGUUGGCCUCUGGGUGUCGGUGUCCGCUUCGCCGUUGACCAUCAGGGCACUCCUGUUCUGUGCCUCAACGCCUCUAAUCUACAGUUCUCCAUGGACAGGAGGUCUAGCCUUCAUGUGCAGUUAGAGCAGUGUGGGUUACGGACCCCACAGUGUACAAUUCAAGGCAGUCUUGAUAAACCAGAAGACAGAAUGGUUUUGAAGAGGCUUCAUUCAAUGUGGGAAAAGAGAUUUGGAGAAGAAGUGGAUGAAGAACAUAUAUAUGUUGUUGUGGUUGAACGGGUACUUCAGAUGGGGGAUUUUAAGGAGGAUGGCACAUGGGUCACCUCAUCAGAUUAUAAAAAUGCAAAUCCAGAUCCACUUCGAGAGUUUGCAGAAAAGAUUGUGGAUGAGAUAAAUGCCAACAACAUGGAAGAUGUUCAUCGCUUUUGCAACAUUUAUGUUGAUUUGGAUUUCCAGGUCUCUGAAGCUCGGAUGAUAUGGGUUGAUAGGUUAGGUUUUGACAUGCGUCUCUGCUCGCCACAGAAAGGUAUUUAUGAAGUCCGUAUUCCAUUUCCCUGGGAAGUGACAGACGAGAAAGGUGCAAAGUCGUCAUUUAAUUGUAUGUCCCAACUCGCUUGGGAGGCGGAAAAGAAUUACCACAUCCCAGAUUUUAAGAAGGUGAAACAAUUGAAACAAAUAGGAUACAGAACACAGUGAGUUGUUACUGGAUUUUCCUUUGUUUCGAUGCAAGUGGCCAUCUGUUUUUUGUUGUUAUUUUGUUUUUGUUUUUUAUUGAUCCCAUGUUUGAUCUUCACAUCUCUUGUAAUGCAAAAUGACUAAUCAGUCACUGAAGCCAUUCAGAUGAUUUUUUUUUAGUCUUUUCCUUUUUGUCCCCCUGAAUGGGACAUUGUGGGCUUGAAUGCAUCAUGGAUUAUUCAGCCACCCAGAUGUGUUUGUAUCAGUUAUUUGUAAGAUCCUACUGCUGUUGUUUGCACCAUCCUUUUAAGAGGGAAUAAAGAGUAAGUUUUCUUUUUCAAAAA